AUGUCAACGCUAUCAGAAACCCUCCCAGUCAUUGACCUUGAUAUCUUCUUAUCUCAACAUACACAAUCAAUCAGAGUGCAAGAGGAAUGUAACAAGGCUGCUGAUGCAUUGAUCACAUACGGGGCACUCCUUGUUCACGACUCUCGCGUAUCAGAGGAAGACAAUGACACUUUCCUUGAUCUCAUCGAAGACUAUUUCGCGCAGCCUAUCGAGGAUUUACAGAAGGAUGAGCGACCAGAGAUUCAUUAUCAGGUUGGUGUCACCCUUGAGAAUACAGAGAAGCCCAAAUGUGCUGUGGAUGAGCCAUGCUUGGAUAUUAUCGCCAACUUGGAUCCAGCCGAACGGCCAUUAGAUGUCUCCGGGCACCAUCCUGACCCCAAGUGCAGGUUCUUCUGGAAAAUGGGAACUCCCCCUCCAUAUGAGACCGAGUUUCCGGCGCUCAAUGCUCCAAAUGUCGUACCGCAGGCCCCUGGCAUCAGUGAGAAGUGGGAAUUCCACCAUGGAGAAAUGGGGACAUUCCAUGAAGAAUGCAAUAUUGCUGAAAUGACAGCAAUUGGUCUCGGACUUCCUCGAGAAUUUAUUAAGGAUGCAGGGAAAUAUGGCCCUCAUCUACUUGGCCCAACGGCUUCUGAUUUGGUGAAGUACGGGCAAAAGGAUACCAUACUUGCCGGCUUUCAUACGGACCUCAACUGCUUAACGAUCCACGGUCGUUCACGGUAUCCUGGACUUAACAUCUGGGCGCGUAAUACCGGAAAGCGCAUCCCCGUUAGAUUCCCACCCACUGGCCGUUACCUACUUGUGCAAGCAGGAAAACAGAUUGAACAUCUCACCGGAGGCCUUAUCAAAGCUGGCUUCCACGAGGUAGUUGUGAACAAGGCUACGCUACAGACUAUCGAGCGGCGGAAAGAGAGUCAUCCUGACCGGCCAAAUAUUCGCAUAUCAUCAACAUUUUUCUGGCAUCUCUCGUCCGAUUAUGAGCUGGCUCCGAUCCCUAAGCUAUCUGAGCGUGCAAAUGUGUUCAAUUCGAGUCAGACAGCUAAUCAGCAUACGUCUUAUGAACGGAUGAAGGUUGGACAGCAGGUUCAGAAGUGA
Molecule: messenger RNA, 1092 nt
Organism: Suillus subalutaceus
Lineage: Eukaryota; Fungi; Basidiomycota; Agaricomycetes; Boletales; Suillaceae
Product: Clavaminate synthase-like protein
Exons: 5
Coding region: 1-1092 (363 amino acids)
Molecular function (GO): dioxygenase activity
Source: RefSeq, a predicted model, not a curated record